Penaeus vannamei (Pacific white shrimp) is the source of this 851-nucleotide messenger RNA. RefSeq lists its product as uncharacterized. The record is from RefSeq and is a predicted model, not a curated record. Lineage: Eukaryota; Metazoa; Arthropoda; Malacostraca; Decapoda; Penaeidae.
GGUAUCUACUUCAGUCAUGAAGUUCUUGGUCUUAGCACUGGUGGCUGCUGCGUCUGCUGCCCCUCAGGGGUACAACCUGGGCAAGCCCUCGGGACCUUCCUUUAACUCUGGAAGUUGUGGCAGUGGACAAGUGCGGCACGUGGAUGGAAGAUGCGUUACGCCUCAGGUGAACAGCCGUGUGUUCCUGUACGAUGUACCAGCAAACGAAGGUGUUGUCAAUCGGCCAGACUACAUUCCAGAACCUAAAUUGGAACGCAAUAUUAUUUUUGUGAGACUUCCUGACGGCGCACAAGGACCAGAACCCAUCGUCGUACCACCGCCACAACAACAACACGUAGUGUAUGUUCUGAACAAGCAGUCUGAACACGACCAGCGAGUGAUCGAGGUUCCUGCACCACCACAGUCGAACCCCGAAGUGUUCUUCGUGAACUACGCAGAAGGAGAGAACCCGACUCUUCCCAGCGGAGUAGACCUCCAGACGGCGUUGAGCGCAGCUUCCCAGGGCGGCGGUCAAGUUGUUGGAGGUGGUGGAGUUGGAGGAGGAAUCGGAGGUGGUAUUGGCGGCGGAAUCGGAGGUGGUAUUGGCGGCGGUAUCGGAGGCGGAAUCGGAGGAGGAAUCGGAGGUGGCAUUGGUGGUGGCAUCGGAGGCGGAAUUGAGAGGAAUGGAGGUGCAUCGGCGGUGGUAUCGGCGGCGGAAUUGGAGGUGGCAUCGGCGGAGGAAGCUAUUCACCUCCGUCCAACCUCUACAGCACACCUUAAAGAAUUCACUCUAGAUACGAUACUGUAAUCGUGGAUGAAUGUGAAAUAUAAAUGUAUUUAUUUGUUAAAACGAAAUAAAAUUUGUAACAGCA